Pipistrellus kuhlii (Kuhl's pipistrelle) is the source of this 1492-nucleotide messenger RNA. Its product is annotated as tRNA wybutosine-synthesizing protein 3 homolog. The record is from RefSeq and is a predicted model, not a curated record. NCBI's taxonomy places the organism in Eukaryota, Metazoa, Chordata, Mammalia, Chiroptera, Vespertilionidae.
AUGUCUAUGUUAAGUGCAGAUGAACUCACAGCAGUGAAAGAUGCAUUAGAAUUGGCCAAGUUAAAAACAGCACUAAGGGAAACUGCAGAACAGCACUCAGAUACAGUCAGAUCCUUAUGGAGCUGGAUAGGAGAUGCAUGGAGAAGAGCAUUUCCAUCACUGGACCUGUCUUCAGGACAGUUUCCAGAAUCUCUUACACAAUUACAGACCCAAUUAAGGAAACUGGUGAUUCUAACUAGCCUCAAUAAACCAGAUUUGAACACGCCAUGGGAAAAUUCAGAUGUAGAAGGGAUAGUCAAAGUACUAGUAAGAAAUGCCCCCGAUGGCUACAAAACGCAGCUUCAAAACCUCAUUGCAGGGUCCAGCACUGCAGAGGAUGUUAAAAAGAAAAUCCAACUGCACCAAGACCUCAGAAAAGAAAUUCGCCUUCACCUUCCCCCGCACUCCUCGCUUCAAUAUGGCUGCCCCCAGGGAAGGCGAGGGCCACGGGGAACGGGCAGAUCCCACAUCUCUUCCCGCGUGGAUCGCAGCGCGGAGUUCAGGAGAUGGAAGGCGCAGUGUCUGAGCAGAGCGGACCUCAGCCGGAAGGACAGUGUGGACCAGGAUGUGGCUGAGCUUGUGCAGCUCCUGAAUGCGCGAGAAUGGUGUUUUACCACCAGCUCCUGCAUCCUCCUCCUCGAUAUACAUGGCUUUGAGGUUCAGAAACAAAACUGUUGCUGGCUCCUAGGUACACACAUGCCUUGUGUAAAAGGCGAUGCUAUUGUAGCUCUGAAAAAAGCGAAUGGUGAUGCCAUUUUGAAAUUUGAACCCCUUAUUCCUCAUGUGCAGGGUCGAGAGUUGCAAUCUGUGGCGAUGGAUUCUGGUUUCAGGAGCUCGGGCAUCACAGUGGGAAAGAGAGGAGAGACUAUGUUGGCUGUCCGGAGCACACGUGGCUUAGAGGUUCCAUUAAGCCAGAAGGGAAAACUGAUGGUAACAGAGGAAUAUGUCGACUUCCUACUAGAGGCAGCAAAUCAAAAAGUGGAUGAAAACAAGAAGAGAAUGGAAAGGUUUUACAACUGCCUACAACAUGCUUUGGAAAGAGAAAGAAUUACUGACUUACAUCCCAAAGAGAAAAUCAUCAAGAACAAUAAUUCAUAUUCUCGUAAGAAAAAAAGAAACAGAGAAAAAGCAUGUGGCAAAUGUGUUACUGAAGUCAAUGAUAAAGAACUUGAACAUGACGAUGAUCCUGGAGUCAAUGUUACUAUCUUCCCUGAAGGUUACUGAGAUUUGGUUCUACAGUUUCUUUGGUAAAAAGAUGUUUCUAAUAAUUAUUACAAAACUGCUCUUUAUAAAAGUAUUUUAGUUUAUUGAGUGUAUCAGACAAUCAGAAAAGCAAGAUUUAAUUUUUCUCUAUAUUUUAGAGGCACUCAUAAACAUAGAUGCCUUUUUAAAAUAGCUGUGUAUAAUAUUUGCUCAUUAAGUACCAUCUUUUAAAUUACAGAAAUUCAUUACA